Messenger RNA from Cryptomeria japonica (Japanese cedar), 1664 nucleotides. RefSeq names its product vesicle-associated membrane protein 727. Lineage: Eukaryota; Viridiplantae; Streptophyta; Pinopsida; Cupressales; Cupressaceae. Bases 742 to 1452 code for a protein of 236 amino acids. Gene Ontology annotation, cellular component: membrane. The transcript has 7 exons. The record is from RefSeq and is a predicted model, not a curated record. Gene Ontology annotation, biological process: vesicle-mediated transport.
UAGAUUGAUCACACAAAACACACGCAAUUUCCCUAAAAAAUAAAAAAACCAAGAAAGCCAGCCUAAGACGACGAGCUAAAGCCGAAUUCCCUAUCAGUCUCUUCACAAAAAUACGCCAGAAAGUCCACACACGCCUUCCCCAUUAUUUUCAUUCACCUGUCGUAAAUAUUGGCCCAAAACUCAACUAUCAAUUGUUGGAACGAGGGUUUUAAUUUUAAGAAUUCGUUACUCUUUCGCUUGAUCUGUCGGGACGAGUUGAAUUUUGCUUAAAAAAGAUCAGGUCAAAGGGGCUGAAAGUUGAAGAUAGACUUGAUGGGAAUCUCAAUUUCACUGCAUGGAAAGUUCGAAUCAAGUUGGCCCUAGAGGAAGAAGAUCUUCUCCAAUUCAUAGAAGCGAAAGAGCUAACUGAGCCUACGGAUGCUGCUGAACUAAAACAAUUCAAAAAGGAUGCUGUCAAGGCCAGGAAGAUUCUCAUUGAUUUAGUCAAAGAUCACCUAGUCACCUCUAUUGCCUCAUUUACCACUGCAAGGGAAAUGUUCAGCCAUUUACAAGGGUUCCUUUGCAGAGAAAUUUUAUGGUUGAGCCCCCCUUAAAACAACAUCCAGCUUAUUCUACACUAAAUUUCUUGUUGGGUUUGCGUAUCUCCAUUUGACAACCAAGAACUAAACAAAGAAGCCUAAUUGUGCCAAAAGACUAGCAAUACUUCUGACCUCACAAGCACUAAAUAUCACUGUAUAAGCCAUGGUAGAACACUCAUUAAUAUACAGUUUUGUUGCCAGGGGCACUGUUGUGCUUGCAGAGCACACAUCAUUUUCUGGGAAUUUUAGUACCAUUGCCAUCCAGUGCCUGCAGAAGCUGCCGUCAAACAGCAACAAGUUCACUUACACAUGUGAUGGACACACAUUCAAUUACCUUGUGGAUGAUGGCUUUGUUUUCCUUGUUGUUGCAGAUGAAGUGAUAGGAAGGCAGAUGCCCUUUUUAUUCUUGGAGAGAGUAAAGGAAGACUUCAAACAACGUUAUCGAGGGGAAACGGCUAAGACGGGUGAGGCUCAUAGCCUUGAUAAAGACUACGGGUAUGACGACAAAUUUAGUAUUGCCUACAACCUUGACAGGGAGUUCGGGCCAAAACUGAGAGAUCACAUGCAAUAUUGCAUGGACCACCCAGAGGAAGUUAAUAAACUUUAUAAAAUAAAGGCUCAGGUUUCAGAGGUGAAAGGAAUCAUGAUGGACAAUAUUGAAAAGGUUCUGGACCGAGGUGAAAAGAUUGAACUUCUUGUUGAUAAAACAGAAGGGUUACAGUUUCAGGCUGAUACUUUUCAACGGCAAGGCAGACAGCUCCGACGAAAGAUGUGGCUCCAAAAUCUUAAGUUUAAGUUGAUUAUUGUGGGCAUAGUCUUUGUCAUUUUAAUGAUAAUAUGGCUUUCAGUUUGCAAGGGAUUUACAUGCCGUUGAUAACAUAACCUUUUAUGUGCGCACAUGGAUAGCUAUUCAAAAUGUGUUUGAAUAGAAGUUGUAUAUAAACAUUCCAAGGAAAAGAAUGUGAUGUGUGUAUGAAACACUGAAUUGUUAGGGCACUGUUAAAUAACUGUUAUAAUAGAUAGAAGACCCUGGUUUGUUGUUCUUGAACAUUUCUGAUCAAAUUAUUUCAUUAUUAUAUGUUUGAA